Messenger RNA from Dalotia coriaria, 1753 nucleotides. Its product is annotated as putative inorganic phosphate cotransporter. The transcript has a single exon. Gene Ontology annotation, cellular component: plasma membrane. Lineage: Eukaryota; Metazoa; Arthropoda; Insecta; Coleoptera; Staphylinidae. Gene Ontology annotation, biological process: transmembrane transport; monoatomic anion transport. Gene Ontology annotation, molecular function: transmembrane transporter activity. Bases 88 to 1692 code for a protein of 534 amino acids. The record is from RefSeq and is a predicted model, not a curated record.
UAUAAUUCAAAGAUGUCGCAAAUCACUUCAAAAGUUUGAUUGUAAUGUCCAAAAAAUCUUUUCGUCCGCCAUGUCAAUCACUUGACAAUGCCUCCCAAACCUAAACACAAACCCCCAUGUUGCCUUUCCUGCAUCUGUCCCUGCGGCUUUGGCCAAAUUCGUUAUGUAAUCGUGGCAAUGGGCUUCUUCAGCAUCAUUGUCUCACAUUGUCAACGUGCCGUGUUAAGCAUCGCAAUCGUGGAAAUGGUAGGCUCAGGAAGUGCAGCAGCACGAAGCACCUGCCCAACCCCGCAUGGCGAUUCGCACAUCAUCGAAGACAUUGGAGGAGGCAAAACAGACUGGAACGAAAAAGAACAAAAUCUCAAUCUGGCUUCAUUCUACAUCGGAUACUUCAUAAUGCACGUACCAGCUGGUAUACUCUGUGACAUGUACGGUGCGCGACAUAUCCUCAUCUGGGGCCUAAUACUUUCCACAAUCUGCACGGGGCUUAUCCCGCCGGCAACAAUGUACUCACCAUGGUGGUCAGUGUUUAUCCUUCGUGUUUUACUCGGAUUUGGUCAAAGUGUACAAUAUCCAUGCCUUUCAUCCUUGGUUGGUAGAUGGAUCCCACCUUCAGAACGAGCUACAACCAGCGCCAUUGUAUUCGCCAGCAAUUCCAUCGGUUACAUUGUUGCAAAUCUCUGUAGUGGGAUGAUAAUCAUGUACUUUGAAAAUUGGACCAUACCAUUUUACCUCUGGACAGGGAUGGGUGUAAUCUUUACCAUAUUAGCAUUUAUGUAUCUUUUUUCUGAUCCAAGAACACAUCCAUACCUACAUGAAGUUGAGAAAGAAUACUUGAAAGACACUGUGAUUCAAACAGAACGAAUGAAUAUCCCUGUAAAAGCAAUGGCAAAAGACAUUUGUGUUUAUGGUUUGAUCAUUGGCCAAGCGGGACAUGACUUAAUCAUGUUCCUACUAGCAAAUAACCUACCUAAAUAUCUCAACAACGUUUUAGGGUUUAACAUCAAAACAAACGCUUUGUUUUCCUUCAUAUACCUUGCACAACUAAUAGCAGCAUUUGCAUUUGGUGUCCUAGCAGACCACAUGAUCAACAAGAACGCUAACCUCUGUUUAGUUAGAAAAGUCUAUACAAAUCUAUCACUGGUGCUUCCUGGUUUAGCAAUGCUGGGAGUUGGUUUUGUUGAAUGUAAUAUUCCAUGGGUUAUAAGUCUUCUGAUUGCAACCAUGUUCUUCAAUGGUCUGUACUAUUGUGGGCUCAAGGUUCAUGUACUUGAUGUGAGUGUAAAUCACGCGGGUCUCCUCAUGGCGCUUAUAAAUGGCACUGGAUCAUUAUCCGGGUUCUUCUCGUCGUUUAUAAUCGGGAUUGUCGCUAAGGAUAACACGCAUGAGCAAUGGCUAAUAGUCUUUUCAAUCAUGUUAAGUCUACACAUAUUCACUGGGUUUUUAUACACGCUGAUGUCAAAUUGUGAACGCCGCGACUGGGACUAUUUAGAAGGAGAAGAGAAAAAAGUACAAACACGAUCGAAAAAGUGUUGUCUACAACUAUCCCAAUCUGCUUAUGAGUUACACUUGAAAGAAGCUGCUGAUGCGAAGAAAUUACAUGAGGAUAACGUGCGUUCAGCCAAGAUGAAAAUGAAGGCGUCGUAUAUUUCGCUCAUGUCUGAAAGCAGCAGUACUCGCGGACAUAAAUAAAUAAAACCAACGGAAUUGUAUGUUGUAUUGAAAAUUUAAAUUAAUCGGAUUUAUUUGUGUA